AAGCAGAUUUCCAGAAUCAGCAAGCUAGGCCGUGGCUGGACUCAUUAGAGAUGCUGCUGUCUUCGACUCAGCCAUCAUUCUUAGGAAUACUCCCACUGUUGUUGAUGUCAAACCUUCUCCACUGGGAAGGUGUGACUUCUGCUUCCAUUCACCACAAUGAGGAUGACUAUGGUGAGGCAUACCUCAAAGACUUGUUUGAUCAAGCCAUUAAACUGUCAAACAACACCAUGGCUCUCACUAUAGAAAUGCGAAUGAUAUUUUUCUCCGAUGGCUUCUCCUCAAAUAUGUUCAGAAAAAUUGUAUUGGAUUUUCUUAAGGACCAUAAGCACAUGGUUGAGACUCUUAACAGCUGCCACACAUUUUCCCUCAGUGUUCCAGAAACCUUGGAGGAAGCCAGAAAAAUCUCACUUGAAGACUUCCUGAAAAUUAUAGUCAGCAUAUUGAAUUCCUGGAAUAAACCGCUGUACCACCUAGAGACUGAACUCCGUUGUAUGAAGGGUGCCCCAGAUGCAAUUUUAAUAAGAGCCAAUGCCAUCAGGACCCUAAACAGAGAACUUCUAGAGACUAUCCUGAUGAUGCUCAGCAAGGUUCAUCCUGGAAUGGAGGAGAAUACUGACUACCCUUUAUGGACAGAUCUGGCAUCCUUACAGGCAACUAACAAAGAACAUCAAUUUUUUGCUCUUUAUAAAUUGUUUUACUGUCUGCGUGUUGACACAUUUACAAUUAACCUUUAUCUCAAGUACUUGAUGUGUAUGCUUUAUAGUGAUGACAUCUGCACCUCUGUAAAAUUUUAUGAAGAUCCUUGAUGAACCAUCAUUUCCAAGGUUCUCAUAGUUUUAUACUUUUCAAGGUAUGCAUGAACGUAAUGGUUCUCUUUCAUAAAAUAAAGAGACACAAAAGCACCUUA
Molecule: messenger RNA, 907 nt
Organism: Mus pahari (shrew mouse)
Lineage: Eukaryota; Metazoa; Chordata; Mammalia; Rodentia; Muridae
Product: prolactin-7C1
Exons: 6
Coding region: 51-806 (251 amino acids)
Biological process (GO): mammary gland development; positive regulation of cell population proliferation; female pregnancy
Cellular component (GO): extracellular region
Molecular function (GO): prolactin receptor binding; hormone activity
Source: RefSeq, a predicted model, not a curated record